Messenger RNA from Pocillopora meandrina, 18634 nucleotides. The record is from the annotation of a GenBank genome assembly. Lineage: Eukaryota; Metazoa; Cnidaria; Anthozoa; Scleractinia; Pocilloporidae.
ACUUUGAUGUGGUUUGUUUCAAAUUCCUUUUCUUUUGGAUGCGGAUGAUAAUAUGGCUAACAUGUAAAAUUUGAAAUGGUAAGUACAGACUCUUAAAAAUGGUUGAUAAAAGUUCUUUAAUCAAGAGCUAAUGAUAAACAGAUGUUUUCAUUCAACAUUCUUCCGAAACCAGAAGAGGUAAUGCCAUUUACAAUGUACUUAAAAAGGCGGCGAUACGUUGCUACAAAAAAAAAACUUUUGAAUUUUGAUGUCACAAACAAAACACAAUAUUCGCGUAAAGUUAAUUCACUCAAUCAGGUCACGGGAAUUUGUUAGUUGAUGACCCGUUUACUUAAUUCAAAACAGGCUCUCAAAACAUCUCUCAUCCUAAGGGGUAGCGAAAAUGAUUUCUGACUGAAAUUCCUUCGUGGGAAAUGUACAUUUACUCAAUCAGGACUGAAUUUUCAAUCGUCACUUUAUCUCUGUUACUAGCAAAUUGUACUUUGGCUCGUUUAUGAUUGCGUUUGUUCUAAAAUUUGCGAUGAAAUCGAUGAUUCCACUCUCUUAAUCAAGUUUUAUGUACAUUCAAAUAAACUACUUCGGUUAUCAAAGCCGAACAAUUCUAAACGAACUAGUGCUUUCUCUUGAAUAGCGAUUCAUCCUUGUUUGUUUUGUUACUACAGGUUUUUCAAGUAGAAAUAUUUGAAACACAUAAAUUUAGGUAGGAGAAUACAAUUAGCUUUAAUUUUCAAGAGGAAUCGAAGCGUUCAUAACCUUGGUGGGUUAAGAGUACUUUAGAAUUGAAAAUUUCCUUGAAGAGAGUGUGUAUGAGAUGUAUACAGAAGAACGUAAAAUAAACUAUUUAGAACUCGAUAACAGUUUUCUUUCAUCAAAACGUCUUAUGCAAAAUCGUACUAGACUGCAUGGAGUGUUGAGCCAUACAAAUAUUUGCAUACGUGAUAUUUUGAGAAACCCAACAGAGACUUUUGCUUCAGGCAGCGUAAUAUUGGUUUGUGAGGGAGAGGCAAGGGAAAGUGGUGAUCCUUGAUUCAUCACCUUACAAUAGAAAAUUUUCCAGAAUUUUAGUGAACUUUGAAGACACUAAUAUAAUACAGUGUUUGGUUCAAUUUGAUAACGUAAUAAUAACACAGCGUUCGUUAUUUGAUGGUUCAUUUACUUUGUAAAUUUUAAUCUCUCAUCCAAGCAGCACGGAUUAUUCAUAUCUGGUCAUGUCUGAAUUCCCACCGUGGGAAAGAAAUAGAUUUUUUCCUAAAGGACUGGUAUUGCAGUCGUCACUUCAUCAUUCGUAUUACUCGAUAUUCAAUUGGGUUUGUUUCCUAUCACAUUUCUUACAAUAUUUGCAAUCAGUAGCAGUAAACAUCCUAAGGGAACUAUUCAGUACAGUUAUCAAAGCAGAACAACUAUUUGAACUAUUUUAGGAAAAAAACAUGCGUUUUUCCUGAAAUAUAAGCUAAUACAUCUGUCGGCCGCUUCGAUGGUGAAUAUUACAUGUAACUGUUCUUGUCACGACAAGUUUCCAAACCGAAAUGUCUGAAAAAACACUCUUUUAUGUAUAUUAGACAAUAAUAAACCCAGUUUCGAUUUUAUGGAAUUGAAACAAAGCGAUAAGUUAAGAAUACUUCGAUAUUCAAUUGCUACCGUUGAUACAAGGGAUCCUUCAGGUUUGUUAGGAUGACUAAAGAGGACUUACAAGGAAUAAGCUUUUUAUAAUAUUGUAUUGUAUUAUCAAGUUAGAGCCGAAAGAACACGUUUUGUCAAUCGGAUGGUAAACUUCACUAAAAAUUUACAUACAUUUUAAGAUCAAAUAAACAGAGAAUACAAAGGUCGAAGAAAACGUGGAAUAACUGAUAGGAAGAUUAUGACGGGCAGCGGGAAACGGAGAGUAAACACAAGAAUGACUGGGUUGGAUUAAAAAACAAAAAUGGAAUAGAAUGAGGAGAGAAUUGAGAAAAGAGAAAUGGGUUUCCAGAGCUUUAAUACAUGAGUGCAACUUGAAACUACCUCAUUCACAGUAAGAUCAUCAUUUAUUUUCCGUUCCGUGUUCCACAUCUAGGAGUUUGGUAUCACUCGUCGGAUUUACAAUAAACUCUUACAGAUAGAAGGAAAUAAAGAAUUGAAAAAAAAAAAAAAAAAAAGAAGGAAAAAGAUAAAAGAACAGAUCCUGUUAAUUUUAUGUUUGGUCUACUCUUUGAGAAUAAUAGGCUGAUUAAUUCAUCAUCUAUUUGUGAUCACGCAAUGCAAGCGUUCGUAAUCACGACUUCUCUAAAUAACUCAACAACCAUCGUAAUUCGACAUUUUCCUAGAGGUGUUCUCCAAAGUGCAUAGAGCGAGUCAUAAGUUACAUUCAACUGUACUUGACUUUGUGUGUUUCCAGUUCCUUAUUUUAUAUUCACCUUUUCAAAUUUGCAACCUCAACAACCUCGCUCUCGUUACGCGUGACUUGUUUGCCUCGCUAGUUUUGCUACCCUUCAGAUGACUCAAUUUUCUAUUGCAGCAAUGGAUUGCGUUUUUAUUGACGAAAGUCGAGAGUCAACACAUAUGGUUGUUUAUAUCAAAAACACUUGAUUCUGGUACCUUUUCCGACGGUCAGUCAACAUUCUUCCGAAACCGGAAGAGGUAAUUCUAUUAACAAAGUACUUUGAAAGGCGGUGAUACGUUGCCACAAAAAAAAAAAAAAAACUUUUGAAUUUGAUGUCACAAACAAAACGCAGUAUUCGCGUAAAGUUUAUUUCCCUAAUCAGUUGACGGGAAUUUGUUAGAUGAUGACUCGUUUACUUAAUUAAAAACAGGUAAUCUCUCAUCUUAACGAGUGGCGCAAAUUAUUUUUGAAUGAAAUCCUUCGUGGGAAAUGUACAUUUACUUACUCAGGACUGACUUUUCAAUCGUUAUUUUAUCUCUGUUACAAUCGAAUCUUACUUUGGCUUGUUGAUCAUUGCAUUUGUCCUAAAAUUUGCGGUGAAAUCGAUGAUUCCACUUUCUUAAUCAAGCUAUAUGAUUAUCCAAAUAAACUACUUGAGUUAUUAAAGCCGAGCAAUUCAAAACGAGGUCAGAACUACAACUUUCUCUUGAAUAGAGAUUCAUCCUGAAUUGUUUCUUUACAACGAGUCUUUUAAGCAGAAACUGAAUAUUUGAAAUACAUUAACUUAGGUAUGAGAAUGCAGUUAGCUUUAAUUUUUCAAGUGGAAUCGAAGCUGUCAUAACAGUGGCGAGUUAAGAGUACUUUAGAAUUGAGAAUCCCCUCUAAGAAGAUAUGUUUGAGAUGUAUACAGCUGACCAUAAAAUAAACCAUUUGGAAUACCUGAUAACUGUUUUCCUUUAUCAAAAAGUUAGAUGCAAAAUCAAACUAGACUGGAGUGAUCCAUACACAUAUUUGCAUACGUGAUAUUUUGAGAAACCUAAUCGAGAUUUGUGCCUCAGGCAGUGUAAUCUUGGUUUGUGUCGGAGGGCGAGGGAAAGUGGUGAUCCUUAAUUCACCACCUUACAAGAGAGUAUUUGCCAAAAUUUUAGUGAACUUUGAAAAAACUAAUAAAAUACAGUGUUUGGUUUAAUUUGAUAACGUAAUCAUAACACAGCGUUCGUUAUUUGACGGCUCAUUUACUUUGUAAAUUUUAAUCUCUCAUCCAAGCAGCACAGAUUAUUCAUGUCUAGUCAUGUCUGAAUUCCUAUCGUAGGAACGAAAUAUAUUUUUUCUAAAGGACUGGUGUUGUAGUCGUCACUUUACCGUUCGUAUUACUCGAUAUGUUUCCUAUCACAUUUCUUAUAAUAUUUGCGAUCAGCAGUAGUAAACAUCUCAAUGGAACUACUCAGUACAGUUAUCAGAGCAGAACAGCUAUUUGAACUAUAUAUCUGUCGCCCGCUUCGAUGCCGAAGAUUACAUGCAACUGUUCUUGUCACGACAAGUUUCCAAACUGAAAUAUCUGAAAAAACUUAGUUUUGUUUAUUAGACAUUGAUAAUAAUAAAUCUAGUUUCGAUUUUAUCAAAUGGAAACAAAGCGACUGGUUAAGAGUACUUUAAUAUCGUUAUUACCGUUGAUACAAGGGAUCCUUCAGAUUUGUUAGGGCCGACCAAAGAGGAAUUAUAAGGAAUAAGCUAUUUAUAAUGUCAUAUCAGUGUGUUAUCAAGUUAGAGCCGAAAGAACACAUUUUGUCGAUCGGAUGGUAAACUUAACUCAAAUUUACAUACACUGUACGUCAGUGAGUUGUAUAUUUAAGAUUAAGAUAAAAUUUCAUGUUUAGUCUACUCUAAAGAAUAAUAGGUUGACUAACUCAUCAUCACCAAUUGUGGUCACGCAAUGCAAGCGUUCGUCAUAGUCACCACUUUUCUAGAUGUUUCAACGAUCAUCGCAGUAAGACAUUUUCCUAUAAGUGUUCUCCAUAGUGCACAGAGAAAGUCGUGUUGAGAAAGUUGUAUUCAGCUGUACUUGACUUUGUAGGUUUCCAGUUCCUUAUUUUAUAUUCACCUUUUCAAAUUUGCAACCUCAACAACCUCGCUCUCGUUACGCGUGAGUUGUUCGCCUCGCUAGUUUUGCUUCCCUUCAGAUGACUCAAUUUUCUAUCGCAGCAAUGGAUUGCGUUUUUAUUGACGAAAGUCGAAAGUCGAAAGUCAACACUUAUGGUUGUUUAUAUAAAAAACACUUGAUUCUGGUACCUUUUCCGACGGUCAUCUCCGUUGAGUAUACAUGUGUCCCUGCCUUGGAACAAGGCUGAAUGGCUUUCCCUCUCUUAAUUUUAUCGAAAAGUAAUAUUCUGGCUUUUAAUGUCAUACCAAGGGUGACGUAAGGCACUAGUCAUGAAAGUAAACAAGGGCCCGGACACACUAGGCAAAUUUUUGUUUAUUUUGCAAAAAAUCUGUCACCAGUUGCUUGAGACAAGCGCGCCCGGUGACUUUUAGUUAUACCAAAGUUUAUCAAGACUUACCAAAUUUCAGAGACGCCGUCGUCCUGCCUCGGAGCAGUGCAAAUUUUUGUCAGGCGUAAAAUCUGACAGAUUUGUUAGUUAACACGCCAUGAUUUGAAGGAAAAUGUCAAUCAAGAAAAUUUGAUCUAGAGAGUGUUUUCGUUGUUAGAGUUGUUUUCCGGCUGUUGUAUUGUUGUUGCGGUGUUGAAAGAAGGCCUACUUCAAACGCCGGCCAUUACUUCGCUCGCAAAUUUUCAAAGUAGCCAAAUGUUAAGACGUCCAAGGCUCACAUUUGAUUAGCUUUCUGUGAAUUUCUUUGUUUAUUGAGCAAUCAGAAUGUCUGGUUGUUACUAUCUUUGCACUGAAUUAACGCUCUUCCUCGUUGAAUUAUUUGAAAACUGCAUUUAUCUUAACCAAUCAGAACUGAGUAAUUUUUUCACGUAUAUUAUUAUAAAAGAACCAAAAAAAACUUGUUACUCGAGAAGUGAGAGAAGCACUCGCCUGCGGCUCGUGCUUCUCCUCACCUCUCUCGUGUCCUUAAAAAUUUGAUCUAUAGUUUUAGUCGAAGUACCCGCCAGAAUUAUUUCUUCGUUGCGCCGUAAUCAAACGGUGGAGAUGGAAGAUUCGUACCUCAAUAUGCUGCAUAACGAUCCUCAACCAGAAUACAACUAUUGUUCCCGCUACCAAAAUAUCCACCAAAACCAAAGUAGGAACAAUUCUUGACUGUAUUUGUUUCCAAAUAAGCUUUACAAUCUUAUGCAGACGACCAUCCAAAAAUUGUACGAGCGAAAAAAAGAGACAAAACCCAUGUGCUCACAUCCGGGUUUUUUACACUUAAGAGAGGUUGUCAGUAAUUUUCGAGAAUCCGGCGACAGAAGCAAAAAUUCAACUUUUUUUUAAUUUUCUCAAAAAGACCCUUUUGGUGAAUCGUUUCAAAACAAUAUUCAAAAGUUCCAGCGAGUUUUUAUUUUGGAAAAAAAUAUGAAAGUUCGAAAUCGGCCAAAACGUACCUAUUUGCAUAAUUUCUAUUGGGCUUUUAGUGCAUUUUCACAACGCUCGUACAAGACAGCGAAAAAUUAUCUUGGAUUCAUUUUUUCAUAAGUUGUUUUUCAUCCCUCGGAGUAGCUUUGCAACUAUAUUUCAUCUCUAACUGAACUUUCUUUCGUUUGUAACCACCCGCGUAAAGUACACUAUGUUUCCUAUUCCGUUUGUACGCUGAAUUUUGCUAUAUUUCAGACGACCAUAACAUCGGGGGUAUACGAAUGUACAUAAAAUAAAAGAGCUCUUUUCAACGAGAAAUUCUUCAUGUUUAUCAUGUAAAAAUAUUAUUUUUGGCCCGUGAAAAGCGAGUGCGCCAGACCAAAAUAUAUAGCUUGCAGUUUCACGGAGUUAGGCCAUUUUCCUUGCUGUACUCCUACUGCAAAUCGCACGCUAUUGGGACAAAACUCGACGUGUUUGGUCUCUACUUCAGUUUUGAUUCAUUUAAAUAUAUCGAUUUUAACUUAAAAAUUAACCUACCUUUAUUGUUAAGUGAACAAACCACCGUUUUAGGUAAAGUUUUUGAGUUGACUUUUCUCGAGUGCUAAAUAAACAAAUCGCUGUUUACAAAGAUACCAGCUCUGUCGACGUGUUUUUAGCUGAAAAAUCGAUGGGAAAAUCGUAGCGUUUCUUUCUCCUGUCUUUUAUUAUUUUGGAGAUUUGCUAAAAUCAGGAAAUAGGGCACUUGUACAAAACCAAAACAUUCAUUAGUCUACAAUUUGAUUGUUUGUUGAUCAUUAUCGCACAGUUCACAAUAAGGAAACUGUAACAGGAGAGGAGAUUUUAAAUUCACAUGCCGCGUGCUUGUUGACGUACAAGUUCCCGAGUGUAACAAUUUCGGCUUUUCGGGAAACUCUGCUUCUCUUAUUUAAUAGGAAAUAUCAAUAGCCCCAUAAAAUUCAUUAACUGCGCCAUGUUUCCAGAAAAUAGGACUGGAAAAUGGUUUUUCCACUUUCCACCAUCAAGAAAUUCCACGUAGAAAUAGUAUUUGUAGCGUGACUGCGUGACCUUUCAUGAGAAGUAAAAAUUGUUUUUCUUUUUUUUAAGAAGACACGUCCAGAAAGUUCUUUAUCCUUCUGUCAUCUUAUUUGCCUGUUUUUUGACUGCAAAUAUCAUCUGCAUUUGCCAUUAUUUUCGCUGAUUGUCAUGGCCUUUCCUGCGUGCACGUGCGAGCAAGUUCAUAUACAGCACUCUUUCGAGUUUCUUUGCGUGGUGUCGGGCAUAAGUGUGUAGGUCUGGCUCAAAAGAUAUCUGCGCGCUGCAACACGGGUUUCUAUGUUUUCUCCUUUUUCUUUAUUUUUAUUUUUAUUCUUCUCCUUGCAUUAUCACACAUGUAUGUUUUUUUUUAUUCCCUCGGCGCGUUCCCUCAGAUUUGGAAGUAGGCUAUGAAAAGUCAAUAUUGACCAGAACUGAAACCUUUUCUAUCACUAUUUGUUUCAAAGAACCCCUGUUAUUUAUAACUUUAUUUCUCAAGAGAAUAUUUUUAUUUGCCAUUUACUUCCAUUAGUACAUGAAACUAGGUCCCGAUAAGUUUUUUUGUUUCGUGACUCCCAAAAGCUGUUUGCGACAACAUCAGUUGAGAAAUCAAAAGCAAUUACACCCUGGCUUCAAUAGUAAAGAGACAACUUAUUUACUAUUUGUAUAUGAGCAAGCUUAUUCACCCUACUUGUAAAACUCCUUGAUGAAGUCUACUAUUGUCAGACGAAAUGCAUGGGAAAUAAAUACAAGUUUUUACUUUCUCAGUUCGUGCAGGGAGUUCGACAGAAAAAUUAAGCUCACCCUGUCAUAAUCUAUGAUUUGAUACCGUAAGUACCAAUUUAGGUACAUCAUUGGGCUUUGAUCACAAUAAUGAAAAAAAUGUGCGUUUCCCCACGCUCGCCACAUCUAUUAUUUGGAAAAUUAUUUUACUGGAGGGCGAUGUCACUUAGCUUGAUGCGUCUUGACUCUGGCCGACGAAAAUUAUCGAGGUGAACCCCAUGAAAUUCUUGUCAAAUGUUUUAUAAACUUUGUCUGCCCUUGAUUUGCACGCAAUAAAAGGCAAAUUCCGAACGAUAUUUCAAAAUAUUUUAUUCACUGGUCAAUUUAUGACCUGUUUUAUAAUAUUUCAUUUUUCCCAGUAAAUUUAAGAGAGGGUCAGCCAAAGAUAGACAUCUCUGAAAAGUCUCUGAAACUCUUAAAGAAUUUACACUGCCGAUAAUAUUUUCCUCCUUCUCGCAACAGCGCAACAGACAUUGUCAAUCCUUUGUAGUGUAGGUGUAUCAGUUGUAUUACGUCUUCAUAGUGAUGCCGUAUAAGAAAUCGAGUGUCUAAAAAGCUCUCAAUUCUCGCGCUGGCCAGGGACGGCAACAGCUCACACCUCUAAACUCGUGGGUGUACAGCAUUAAAAAAAAAAAAAAAACAUUUGAGAGACGUCAAUGUAUCCCAAACAUGCGUUUCGUCCGAGAAGAAGCUUAUUCUAGCGCGUAUUGGCUUAUUUGGAGAUAACGAAGGCCGCGAUUUCACGAUAUGCCUCAAAUAUCGUGCACAACUUGGUAUGAGAUUCAGACCUUCGGGUUUGUAAAAGCCAGUAUCCUCGUCAUAAAAAUCGGACACGUAAAGUUGAGAGAGGUGAAUCUGAAGAUGGCAGAAGAAAUCAAAGCUGGUGGCGAGUCUUCCUGGUGGCAAGGUGACUGUAAACCUAAUAGAACGCGUACUGUAACUGCUAUCUUAGAGUCAGCAAUGAAUAGGGAAGAAGGGCAAGAAGAGCGCUUAUCUGAACAUCAGUUUUCCUAACUAAUGAUUUGUGUCUGAAAUUAACUUUAUAUCAUAUGAUUGCUAGGGAUACGCAGGUACUGUAGAGACGCUCACAUAAAUAGAGGUGGGCGACCCUCCCUCUGACUUUAGAACUGCGACAAGUUUAUAGCGCAGACCAACUGGCACAGUUUGGAGCACCUCAGGGUCUCACUAGGCUCAUCGCAUUAGAAACCUUCAGCAAACUAAUCGUAGAAGUGGGUGGUUAUCAGCAACGUGCACGGAUCCCUGAACGCGGGUCAUCGCGAGAACUAUAUUCAAUCCGUCACAGACAGGACAAGAAAGCGAGAUAUUCUUGCUAAGAGGAAGGAUGUAUCAAGACGUUUCAGUCAUUGGCUGCCAUCCAAAAGCACCCUAAUAAAGGCAAACACAGUGAAGCUGACAAAAAAAUCCGCCUAUGAUAAGAUCAAGAGAAAAUGGACGAAGACCGGCUUGCCAUUUUAAAGGGGGUGGUUACGUUCAAGGUUGGACCUCAGCUAAACUUCUGACGAAACAUCCCUAACUAGCUAAAUGGACUUUGCAUGGGCUCUUUGGAAAACACAAAAACCAGCCACCUUUUCUCAGAAAGCAAAGAAUUAUUUCCUUGACAUGAGCUGGACAGGGGAGGAAACUAGUAAGGCAACCGCCUCUAACAAGGCAGAAUAAAAGGAGUGACCUUGCAAAUUUAGACGAAGACUGCAAGAGAGGGUACAGCUGCUAUUAAGCUAAAAAAAAAUAAUAAACAUCUUUGCAUCUCACUUUUCAAAGUUGUCAAAUAUUUGGAUGAAUCGAAAAGUCUAAAAACUCAGUCGUUUAUUUGCCUUUGAUUGACAAGCCGUCAAUCAAAUUGACUGAUACUUGAGGUGGACAUUAACUAAGGAUCAAGAAAAACUGGGGGGUGGUCUAUAUCCCCCCGGAAAAAACCAAAAAAGAAACCAGUUUGUCUUUUUUAGUUUUGGGGUAGAUCCUUUAACCUGGCAAAGUUUCGUUGAAAUCAGUGAGAUUGACUGUAGCACGACUGCCCGGUGCUACAUGCCAUUUUUCUCGGAUUUCUUCGACAAUUUUUACCAACAGAAUUCCAACCUACAGUUGAUUUGAAAAUGUAUCUAAGCAGGUGGACCACACAAACAUACUGUUUUAUAGUGACAGUGGUAGAAAUCUACAAAAGCAACCGAGCAAAACACCGGGGUUCAUGCACAAUUAAGCGAGUAUUUUCAUGCGACAACUACAUGUUUCGAAUAUUUUUUAAGUGUGCGAAGAUUUUAUUUAGCUCACGCUCACGUAUUUACAACAACAUUUAUAGUUACAUGUAAUUUACUCUAAAGUUAUGACAGUGGGAUAGAUUGCAAAUUAAAGAACAAUAUAUGCGACGGGCCAAUUUCAGCUAAAAACACGUCGACAGAGCUGGUAUCUUUGUAAACAGCGAUUUGUUUUUUUAGCGCUCGAGAAAAGUCAACUCAAAAACUUUACCUAAAACGGUGGUUUGUUCACUUAACAAUAAAGGUAGGUUAAUUUUUAAGUUAAAAUCGGUAUAUUUAAAUGAAUCAAAACUGAAGUAGAGACCAAACACGUCGAGUUUUGUCCCAAUAGCGUGCGAUUUGCAGUAGGAGUACAGCAAGGAAAAUGGCCUAACUCCGUGAAACUGCAAGCUAUAUAUUUUGGUCUGGCGCACUCGCUUUUCACGGGCCAAAAAUAAUAUUUUUACAUGAUAAACAUGAAGAAUUUCUCGUUGAAAAGAGCUCUUUUAUUUUAUGUACAUUCGUAUACCCUCGAUGUUAUGGUCGUCUGAAAUAUAGCAAAAUUCAGUGUACAAACGGAAUAGAAAAUUUAGGGUACUUUACGCGGGUGGUUACAAACGAAAGAAAGUUCAGUUGGAGAUGAAAUAUAGUUGCAAAGCUACUCCAAGGGAUGAAAAACAACUCAUGAGAAAAUGAAUCCAAGACAAUUUUUCGUUGUCUUGUGCGAGCGUUGUGAAAAUGCACUGAAAGCCCAAUAGAAAUUAUGCAAAUAGGUACGUUUUGGCCGAUUUCGAACUUUCAUAUUUUUUUCCAAAAUAAAAACUCGCUGGAACUUUCGAAUAUUAUUUCUGAAAACGAUUCACCAAAAGGGUCUUUUUGAGCAAAUAAAAAACAGUUGAAUUUUUGCUUCUGUCGCGGGAUUCUAGAAAAUUACUGACAACCUCUCUUAAUCAUUUCAUCUAACCGUCACUAAAAUGUCUCAUUUCAAAAUUGAAUAAACAGUGUCACGUCCAUUUCCGGCUGUAACAACUAUUAUGGUUCCCAAGUUUACGUUUCAGCUGCAUCUCCAGGGCCAAGUACUGUUCAAUUUAUAUCGGCUAAAUUAGUCGACAGCGCUUUCUUUUGGAGCCUUUAUUUUUAUGUGUGUUCCAUCGAUGGCGCCUGCUAUGUUUGGUAGAUCCGAAAAUUCUUCGAACGUUGCGAUGGAGGCUCUUGUCUCAUGUGAUUGAUACAUGUGGUUAACAAAUAUUUUUGCUGUAUCUCAGUGCGCGACAUAUUGAAAAUUUGAUAGAGACAAAUUUUGUCGAGAUUUUUUGGUGGGGCCAAACAAAUUUUAUCAGUCUAAUACGCCGGACCCCAAGCCGAGUAAGAUCAUUUUUCAGUAUCGAACAUAAAAGGCGAAAAAAACAAGAUGCGUAAAAACGAAGAGGUAUUUCUAAAGCUUAUACAAAACUUUUUAUUCCUGGAGAAAGAAGCUCGUUAGCUGUUGUUUGGUCUAGUCACGCAACGCUUUCUCUUGGUGGUGGACAGUAAUGAGUUGCAUGACGAGACAGCCAACAACGGCUGGGCUGCAAUGAAUACUAUGCGUGACGUUUCACGUUUCACAAACUUGGCAACAUUUGGCAGAUGGCAGGACACUGCUUUGACUUUGACUCCAGGUAGGGAUCAGUGACAAAAUUCUCCUUACAGUUACAAAGCGCUCCGUAGAAGCUUAUAACUCUUCUAGCUCACGUGUAGCUAACUUCGAGGUUAUGACGUAAAGCGUUAGACACGCGCGUGCAAGAGCAGGUCGCGUGAAGACAUCCUCGUUCCCAGAGUCCUCUCUCUUUUUCCCUCGAGAAGUGAUGUGUCGAUCAUUUCGAAGCUUCAAUAUCCUCCUUGAAACCCAUGGGCAUCUAAACUUUUGAAGAUUGGUUUGAUCAGCCUGCGAGCAAACAUUGUGGUUAAAUGACCCACCCAAUUUUUUGGUAAAGGCAAAAUCAGCAACCGAGUCAUUUUAUGCGUUGACCAAUCUUUAAAACCUGGACUUUGUAGACCUUUUCUUUUGAGCCGAUCCUUCGCGAAAGUGAAUUUUUACACCUCUAUAUUUACAGCAGGAGCUCAUUACUCGGAGCCUCUAUACCAGUUGUACCCCUGAGUCAACCCUGUCCCGUAUCUUUUUAUUUUUAGAACUGAGAUACGUGGGGGUUUCUUUCAUUUCCCGCGAGAACACGCUGACGUUCGCGUAACACCCUGAAAAAAAUUGGUAAACUUUCCGCGCUUUUCGCCAUUAUUGAAAUACUUUUGUGCAGCCUGAAUGUGACGUAAACGAUGGAGGACCACAACUCUCUUAUCAUUGGCUAUUAUGUAAACACCCGCGAAAAACCCCGUGGGAGGUGCUUCUAAAAAUAAAAAGAUACGGGACAGGGUUGACUCAGAGGGUAAGUAUGAAAGAUGGAAGCUUCGGAUGAUGAGCUCCUGAUUUAUAGAUAGAACAUUUUUAUUCCGCUGGAAAGACUGGGAUCUUCUGGUUCAAAUUCUCUGCCCUAGCCAGGUUAGGGUUGCCUGGGCGGGGGGGAUCUACUAAUUAAUAAGUGCACAGCUUUCGCGAGGGAGGAAGAGAGAGAACCCUGGGAAAGAGGUUGGCUUGCGUAUGAAUAUUUGCAUAUCACUCAUCAAAAAUAAAAUCAAGCUGUUGUAUUUCUUACACUGAGCGAGUCACGCAACAACCAAAAGCGCUUUAUGGCAAUAAACAAUGAAAAAGACACUCAACCAAAACAGAUCUCUUAAUUUACGUAUUUCUGAAAAGUCCGAAAUGACAACGAUAUAGCAGUUUUCUGUAAGGAAGGAUAAAAUCAUCAUGAAUCAGUGAAGAACAGAAAAAAAAAAGACUCUGCACUUUGUUCAUUGGUAACCACACUGAUGUCAACUCCGUAGAAAGCUAAAGGGGCUCCUAUGUUUGAAGUAUGCUUGCUGGCGUAGCUAUUGCCUCCAUCAUACAGAUCCAUGCGUUAUAUAAAUUGAAAAAGAGACUUCUACACUUUCCUUCCAUGACAAAUGCUACGAUCAGAGAAGGACACCGGCGAAGACGAAUUACAUGGUAUUUAAUUUUUAGCGCGAAGGCAUUCUCUGUUUCCUUUGCAAGACCAACGUUAACAGUGGAAAAUAAUUAACUCCGCAGUUCUAAGAAUUUUAGCAUUUUUUUCACGUCUUAGUAUAACGAUCACAAUUUCCACGAAUGCGAUUAGUGGAUGAACUACACUGGGUUUUACUAAUAUCUCUGAAAAGGUGUCAUCGGACACUUGGUUCACAGAAUUGAAAACAGCAAUCUCACCACUCUUCUUUCCAAAGCGAGGAUUUCCCACGAUACCUAUAGGAAGCCGUUUCUGGAGCUUGUCAGUUUGUAUUAUUCAAAGACUAUAAUGCUUGAGUGGUUAAAGAUUGUAAUUAUAAGUCCUUUUUCUAAUGAAUACGUUUUAUUUUUCUCGGAAAUUGAAAUGGGUAUAAUUACCUGGUAAGAGGUUUUCGUGUCGUCAAUUUUGAUCUGUAAUCAUACUCGUGAUUGACAAAUCGAACUUCCACUUCGCGGUCAUCCGAUUUCGUUAAUCUCUCGCAUGUUUACAUUCAACGAGUAAUGAAAUUUGUCAUUCUUGCACGCUUAAUGCAAGUAAUUGGCAAUUGAAAUUGAGAUUCUUUUCAGUCAAUAUUGAAGGUGUAAUAUGAUUUCCAAACAGGGUUGAAACUUAAAAGAAUGACACGAUAAGGAAGACAUGGCUUCCUCAGUUUACACCAAAGAGCAACUUAACUACUUCAGAAUUUGUCAUCUAGUCACUAAUAUCCUGCCACAAGGGCUGCGAUCCAUUUUUAAACAGGAAUGGGACAGUCGUUACCAGGCAACGUUGGGAGAAUGGAAAGAUACACCUCAAAAUGGACUGGACUUCUACAACAGGGAGUCUCCCCGGAGCCGACCACAAGAUGCUCGUCUGCUGGAAACGAUAAGAAACGGAAAUAGGGCACAGUGGGAUUGUACUACACUCUUUUUUGCAAUCCUUUACUCCGAUUCUAUUAGCCACGGACUCGGUGCAGCAGUUCACUCGAAUGUCGAUGAUCUCAGAGAAUUUCGCAAUACGUUCGCUCACCUGCCACAGGGUCAGCUGUCAGAUCUACAGUUCAGACUUUCUGUUCAAAAAGUGAAGAUCGCAUUCCAGUGUCUUGGUCUGUCAACCAAUGAUAUUCUAAACAUCCGCAAACAGAAAAAUUUUCCCACGAAGGAACUCCGUGAAUGCAACGUUGAACUACAAACCUCUAAAGAGCAACACCGGGUCCUUGCAGAAAGACAUCAACUCCUUGAAGAAGAUAAUCAGGUUCUUCAACAACAGCAUCAGUUCCUUCAACAACAGCAUCAAUUCCUUGACGAAAAGCAUCAAGUCCUUGAAGAACAGCACCAUAUCCUUGAGGAACAGUUACAUAGUGAUGUUUCUUCAUUCUGCAUUCUUCCGCCUAAACCAUCACACGAAAUCGCACCUCGCGAGAGCGAGGUUGGCAAAAUAACAAAACGACUUGAACGGCUGAGAGAAGCAAAUGAAAAUGGUUUGAGUUACUUAUAUAUUUCGGGUAACCCUGGAAGUGGCAAAUCUCAACUAGCCGGUCUAGUAGCUCAAACUUUUUACGAAACAGCCAGCAAAGACCUCAAAACCCCCACGUUCGUAAUGACUCUUGACGCUGAAAGUUCAAAAACACUCCUGGAAUCGUACGCUUCUUUGGGAAGACAAAUCAAGUGCCCUGAAUCCACUAUCAUGCAAACUCUUGACUCAACAGAGAUGCAAAUAGAAGAGAAAAUCAACUAUCUAAAGGAUUCGAUAGCAACCAAAAUUCCUCUUUACGGAUCGUGGCUCUUGGUAGUGGACAAUGUUAGUAGUUUUUGUGAUGUACAUGAUUUUCUCCCUCGGAUUGGAAACCACCUGUGGAAGAAAGGCCAGCUACUUAUCACAACACAAAACUCCUCACAAAUCCCCUCUGAAAGCUCGUUUGUCUCUCACAUCUCAGUGAGCGAAGGCAUGAGGCCCACAGAUGCCCGUUGCUUUUUAGCGAAGGUUUCUGGUAUUAGACAACAAGGAAUGGAGGAUAAAAUCGCGAAAGCAUUAGAUUACCAACCCCUCGCGCUGGCUAGUGCAGGCGUUUACAUAAAAAAGGUUCGUGAAAGUAAAGUUGCCAGAAGCUUUGGAUGGGAAGAGUACUUAGAAAAGCUAGAGAGAGGUAUGCGAGCCCUUACUGAAAAGGAACUAACAAAAACCAACCCAAGCUACAGCAAGUCCAUGACUGUCGCAACCAAGCUGGCUAUUGAACGAGCGAUAAACAAUGACAGUGUUGUUAAAAGCGCGUUUACACUCCUUUCCCUGUGUUCUUUACAACCUUUGCAUUUAGACAUCCUUGUGAACUACAUUUUGAAUGAUCAAAAUCCGCGUUUGGAUAAAGAAGAAAUUGCUCUUCAGAUCCAAGGCUACUCUCUUCUUCUCUUCGAUGAGAGAGAAAGUGGAAAUUUUGUUAGUGUGCAUCAAGUUGUGCAUGAAGCCAUUAAAUCUGUAAUCAACGAGUGUCAGGAGCCUGAUGAACACGUUCGAAGUGUUGCAUACGCUGUAAUGUCCUUCAACCAAUUCAUAGACAUUCAUCUACCACACACUUGGAACGACGAAAACUCCAUUCGUGAUAGUGAGCAUCUCAUUCCACACUUGAAUACAUUUGCUGCAGAAGUUGAAAAGGUCUUCCUUCACGAGGAUAAAUAUCAAAUUACCGAGAAACACGUUUUUAACUACUUCAAAUUUUAUGAAUAUUUCAAAAGGCUUGCAAUAAUUUGCAGAAAUCACCGCGAAUUUUCAGGAGCAAAAGUUUACUGUGAAACAGCUUUGAAACUGGUUGAAACGGAUAAGAAGAUAAGGAGUUGUGAAUAUCCUGGAGACGUUGAGUUAAGAGAACGUGGACUCACGGAUGAUGCCCUUGUGGAGACUUGCAAUUUACUGGGUUUGGUUCAGCGUGAGUUGGGUGACUUGAAAAAUUCCAAGGAGAAUCAUGAACGUGCUCUUGACAUUCAGCUAAAAAAUCUUGGACCCCAGCACGUUAAAGUGGCAAAUUCAUACCAUCAUCUAGGUAAUGUACAGUACGACUCGGGUAACCUGAAAGAGGCCAUGCAGUAUUAUGAACGUGCUUUGGAAAUCCAAGUGAAGAAUCUUGGUCAUGAUCAUAUUUAUGUGGCGUUUUCAUUGGUUACCAUGAGUGAAGUGGAAAGUAAACUGGAAAACCUGCAACAAGCUAAGGACCAUAUUGAACGAGCUCUGGACAUUAGGUUGAAAGGGUUGGGACCCGAGCAUGUUCAUGUCGCUAAUACUUACUAUGACUUGGGUUUUGUACAGAGUAAAUUGGGUGACCUGCAAAAGUCUAAGGAGUGUUAUCAACGAGCUCUAAACAUUCGGUUGAAAAGGCUUGGACCCGAGCAUGUUGAUGUCGCUGAUACUUACUAUGACUUGGGUAUUGUACAGCGUGAAUUGGGUGACCUGCAAAAGUCUAAGGAGUGUUAUCAACGAGCUCUAGACAUUCGGUUGAAAAGGCUUGGACCCGAGCAUGUUGAUGUCGCUGAUAUUUACUAUGCCUUGGGUAUUGUACAGAGUGAAUUGGGUGACCUGCAAAAGUCUAAGGAGUGUUAUCAACGAGCUCUAGACAUUCGGUUGAAAAGGCUUGGACCCGAGCAUGUUCAUGUCGCUGAUAUUUACCGUGGCUUGGGUCUUGUACAGCGUAAAUUGGGUGACCUGCAAAAGUCUAAGGAGUGUUAUCAACGAGCUCUAGACAUUCGGUUGAAAAGGCUUGGACCCGAGCAUGUUCAUGUCGCUGAUAUUUACUAUGGCUUGGGUAUUGUACAGAGUGAAUUGGGUGACCUGCAAAAGUCUAAGGAGUGUUAUCAACGAGCUCUAGACAUUCGGUUGAAAAGGCUUGGACCCGAGCAUGUUCAUGUCGCUGAUAUUUACUAUGGCUUGGGUAAUGUACAGUGUGAAUUGGGUGACCUGCAAAAGUCUAAGGAGUGUUAUCAACGAGCUCUAGACAUUCGGUUGAAAAGGCUUGGACCCGAACAUGUUCAUGUCGCUAAUAUUUACUAUGGCUUGGGUAUUGUACAGGGUGAAUUGGGUGACCUGCAAAAGUCUAAGGAGUGUUAUCAACGAGCUCUAGACAUUCGGUUGAAAAGGCUUGGACCCGAGCAUGUUCAUGUCGCUGAUAUUUACCGUGGCUUGGGUCUUGUACAGAGUAAAUUGGGUGACCUGCAAAAGUCUAAGGAGUGUUAUCAACGAGCUCUAGACAUUCGGUUGAAAAGGCUUGGACCCGAGCAUGUUGAUGUCGCUGAUAGUUACUAUGACUUGGGUGUUGUACAAAGUGAAUUGCGUGACCUGCAAAAGUCUAAGGAGUGUUAUCAACGAGCUCUAGACAUUCGGUUGAAAAGGCUUGGACCCGAGCAUGUUGAUGUCGCUGAUACUUCCUAUGACUUGGGUAUUGUACAGCGUAAAUUGGGUGACCUGCAAAAGUCUAAGGAGUGUUAUCAACGAGCUUUAGACAUUCGGUUGAAAAAGCUUGGACCCGAGCAUGUUCAUGUCGCUGAUACUUACUAUGGCUUGGGUAUUGUACAGGGUGAAUUGGGUGACCUGCAAAAGUCUAAGGAGUGUUAUCAACGAGCUCUAGACAUUCAGUUGAAAAGGCUUGGACCCGAGCAUGUUGAUGUCGCUGAUACUUCCUAUGACUUGGGUAUUGUACAGCGUAAAUUGGGUGACCUGCAAAAGUCUAGGGAGUGUUUUGAAAGAGCUCUGGACAUUCGGUUGAAAAGGCUUGGACCCGAGCAUGUUCAUGUCGCUGAUAUUUACUAUGGCUUGGGUAUUGUACAGCGUAAAUUGGGUGACCUGCAAAAGUCUAAGGAGUGUUAUCAACGAGCUCUAGACAUUCAGUUGAAAAAGCUUGGUCCCGAGCAUGUUGAUGUCGCUGAUAUUUACUAUGAGUUGGGUAUUGUACAGCGUAAAUUGGGUGACCUGCAAAAGUCUAGGGAGUGUUUUGAAAGAGCUCUGGACAUUCGGUUGAAAAGGCUUGGACCCGAGCAUGUUCAUGUCGCCCGUAAUUACAUUGAAUUGGGAAAAGUAGAAUGUGAAUUGUGUAAUCUUCAGAAGGCUAAGGAGCAUUUGGAGUGUGCUCUAGACAUUCAGUUGAAAAAGCUUGGUCCCGAUCACCUUGAAGUCGUGGAUACUUACCAUAGCUUAGGCGUGGUGCAUCGUAAAUGGAAUAAUCUGGGACAGGCCAUGGAAUAUCACGAACAAGCACUGAUUAUACGCCAGAAAAAUCUUGAACCCGAACAUGUUGAUUUGGCGAAUUCAUACCAGCAUUUGGGUAAUUUGCAAUUUGUGUUGGAUAACAUGCAACUGGCCAAAGAGCUAUACGAAAGUGCUUUACAUAUCCAGUUGAAGAACCUCGAACCUGAUCAUGUUUAUGUGGCAUUUUCCUACGAAAGUUUGGGUGAUGUACACCGUAAAUUUGGCGACCUGGAACAGGCCAAGGAGUACUUUAACCGAGCUUUAAACAUUCGACUGAAAAAACUUGGUCACGAACAUGUUGAUGUAAGGAGUAUUCAGAAUAAGUUACGUAACGUACAGCUUGCCAUAGAUGACCUGCGACACGGCAUGGAACGUUAA